AUGGCAUCGCGGGAGCGCGCUACCCAGGCGCGGCAUGUGAUGCUGCUGUCCAAUGAUGCACCGGUGUUGAAUCGAUGUGCCAAGGAGGAGGCGCACCUCAAACAUCGCCUCGCUCAGUCGACUGCCGCCUGCGUGCUCAUGACGCAGCGAAACCACGCCGCGGCCGCUCGUGAGGAGCGUUCCCGCGAAUUGAGGCUGCAGGCGCAGUUCGCAGCGCUUCUCUCCGGCACACGUGGUGUAGUGGUGCCGUCCUCCUCCACAGUAGACUUGACGGAUGCUGCAGAACGUGACAGCGGUUCAGCAGCAGCGACUGAUCGGUUUAAGUCUCAUUCCACCGCCGCCACCGGCGCUGCUGUCGUUUCAUCGCCAGGGCUGAAAUCGAGCAGCGCUGUGGCUGCCAGUGGGAGCGCCACGCCUGCCGCGUCCUUGCUAUGUGCGCUGGGGUUUCCUGACACGUACGAAGCGAGCGGCUUCAAGUCAAUGAUUCACUGGGCUUCCGUGGCGUACGAUGAAACCUUUCUUACCGCAUACGGACCUCGCCAGAUUCGCGAAGUGGCCCAAGCUCAAGCGAUCGCAAGGGCGGGAGGCUCCUCGGAGGCGCGUGAGGCGCAACCGCACAGGCUCAUGACCGCAGUUGCGUGCUACCUGCUCAACCAGGUGCUCUGCGCCGACGCAGCGGUGUCGGAGCUGUGGCAGGAGAAGCUUCGCCAGCCGAUCUUCGACGCUAUAUUUAGCUCUCAGCCCAUUGCAACGGGGCAAGAGCCGGGUCGUGCGCAACGUGGCGGUGACGUCGGGGACGCUGCCGUGGCGGACGCCAUUGUGCACAGAAUGAUUGGUCCACCUUCUCCCCUCUCGUGCGCUGCCACCCAUUCAUCGGUUGCGACAUCGUUUCCACCCCGCACCAACACGUAUACCACGCGCGACGACUUUGCGUCUCUUCGACUCUGGACAGAGGAAGUGACUGUAGAGAAUCGAGAGAAAGUGUCCCUGUGCCAUCGCAUCCGUAGUCUUCAGUACGCCAUGGCACGUCGUCAGAUGGCCGUCCACCUCUUCCAGGGGCGCGCACACCACGCAGAGCUACAAGUAGUCUUCACUGUGUGGUGCACCCACACUAAGCAGCGCCGCGCGAAUCGAACGGCUAUAGAGCUCUACGUGGUGAAUCGGCACCACCGCUAUGUGACGGAGACAAUUUUCCUGCGCUGGCGUCGCUUCACUCUUCGCGCCAAGGUUGAGGCGCUACAGCGGCGCGUGUUGAAAAUCGCGGCGGACCGCGAGUGCGCCGCGCGCGAGCACGCUGCCGCACUGCAGGAGCUACAGGAUCAGCUGGCCACCGUGCGUCGCCAGCACGUGCAGAAAACCUUUGAGCGAGACACGCUGCACGCGCAGGUGCUCGACAGUCACGCCUUGGAGGUCGAUGCACUGCAGCUGAUGCUGCAGAUGGAAAGGGUGCAGGCGGCGCAGUCCAGCAAGUGGGCAACUCGGUGGGAGCGCGUGGCGAAGACAUUUCGUCCCGCAAAACCCUGUCCCGCGGUGCCACGCUCCAUGUGGAUGAUUGCCCGUGCCCUGUUAUGCUCUGAGGAGGCCUUGGCUGUCAUGAUACUGAAUCGCAGCGGAGCUGAGCAAGCGCUGUUGCAGAUACCAUACUCGGUGAUACUGCAGACGCGGGAGCGGUUGGAGCAGCUACUGUUGAUGUGGGUAAAUGCGAUCAUGGAGGUGUCGCCGCAGGCGUCCACGUGGGUCACCGUCGAGGCCUUCAUGUACGGCCACAGAUCACACCUGCGCGGUGUCUUGCUCUCGCAGAAGAAAUCGUCAAGGAAGGUCGUGGCACCGCGCACUGGCGUGACAACCGGUGCAGCGGCAGCGGGAAAAGAUGGCUCGACGUGCGAGUUCAGCAUCUACACACUCAUAUGCCUCGUGCGAGAGCUGCGCCGAUGCUACAUAAAGGCGGGACUGAUGGAAAGUGCGGAAGGUUGGGGCACGUCUGGCGGCUCCACAGUGACCGACUGCUACCAGGAGCUCACACAUCUUUUGGCAGCCCAGACGUGCGGCGGUCUGUACCCACCACUGCUAGUGCAUUGCUCCUCCUCGCCGCUCUGGUUUACGCCUGAGGGCGUCUUUGGUGAACCUGCGUCACGCCUGGCGGGGUCAAAGCGGCAGCAACGGCAGCAGCACACCGCCUUCAUCUGGGUGCUCGCCUCACUUCUCGUGGGGCAUAUUCAGGUCAUGUGGAUGUCACCUCUCGGUGACAGAGAAGCACAGCUGGGCCGGUCGUCAAAGGAGGGCAUGGAGACGCUGCGAUGUAAGUACGAGGCGGAUAUGAUGAAGCUGGCACAAGUUAGCUUCGUGUUGCAGCACCGCGCACCGCCAGCUGGCUUGGGCGCAGCACCUCGAGGCACUUCAGUGGUGGCCCCGAACACACUGUUGCCAAAGAAGCGAGCUGUUGCUUCGUUGGUGGCAUCCUUCCCGGCGGUCGCCGCCGCCGCAGCGCGCCCCGAGAAGGAUGCCACCGUCGCCACGGAGAUGACCCUGGAGGAGAUGCUGCGAGAACGCUGCGAGGUGACGCGUGGCAGUGGGGGCAGCAACAGUUGCAUCUCCGUGUCUGGAAAGGACUUACUUGCCAUAGCGGAGGAUUCCCUGUCCGAUAUUGAGGCGUUUCUCGGCAUGGUGCCUGCUCAGGUGCAGUCGCUCAAGUUAAGGGCGGGCGCGAACGGCAACGAGGACGAUUAUGAGGUCGAUGAGGAUGUGUGGGUCAACGGACUGCUCCAGCAGCUUUUCGAAGUCGAAGGUGCAGAGUCGCAGUUGCGUCGCAACAUGCGCCUGCAAAGCAGCGAAGUUAUUGAGGACGACGCAACGGAUGGCCGCGCGCGAUCGGCAACGACCAUGCCCGCGUCUGCGUUUGGCGACGACGAAGAGAGUGGGGGUGGAUGGAAGGGUGAUGACGCCGCCACUGGCGAGGAGAAUGCUAGGUCCACGUAUCGCAAUCUUUCCAAGAGUACCGUCACUCUCACGCGAGAGCAGCUGCAGCUGCUGCGCUCCCUUCCGGGUCGCAGCUACGGGUUUGACACUCUUCGGCCCAUCGCCAUCGGGCCUGCCCAGGGUGCAUCAGUGGCAGGGGAGGACUUAACAGACAGCUCUAGCACCGCCCGUUACACCUCUGUGGCACAUCUCUACUCGUUUCUGCUCAAUACACUGGACGACACGGUGGCUCGGCAGCAGUGGUGUGGGCUGGCGCGCAUCGUGACGUCGCUGGCGGUGCGCUUUCAUGUACUUGACGACUCUGAGGACGCCGCGCGACAGGCUGCAGCGCUGGCGGCGGUGAAGGACGAGUACGAGGAGCUGAAGAGCUCGAGAGUGGUACGGGAAAGCCCGGAGCGGCGGACUGAGAGUCCGCCCUCUUCGACUUCUCGACUACCCCCAGUCUCUGUAGGCUGCUCUCCUGGAGUGCCGGAGGCGGGGAAAGCCCGCACCGGCGCCGCAGGCGCGGCAAGCCCAGCUAGAGGUGGCAGAGUUGCCGCGCGGCUUGUACCUGCGACGCUACUACAGCAGCCCCAACCGCCAUCUUUUCCAUCAACAGCUAACGUGGUGCCGCGGCGUCCGCCAGGAGCGCACAGCGCCCCAUCCGUGAACAUCGCAUUGAACACAGGAGCGACGCCAUCACAGAGAGCGGCAGAGGCUGGAGUGUCGGUCGUCUGGACACCUCCAGUGCGCGACCUGCGAGGCGCCACCGCGACCCCGGCACAGGCGUUGACUGCGACUGUCUCUUCUAUCAUGCUCAGCGAGGAACUGCACAGCCGUGGAGCCUACCAACCGAACAGCACCCAGGAUAGCCUCAACGGUAGCUCGCCGGUAGGUUCCUCUGCGCAAGGUGCUCCGUCAUCUAGUCCAAGUCACUGUGCUGUUUCACGGAUCGGUGCUGAGGCACCGGUGCUGAUGGUGCCGCCGCCGUCUGCAGAGGUGCCCACGCCAGUAAUACCCACCGCAGCCCCAUUACCUGCACAGGAAGAUGGACGCGGUGUGAGGGAUUACGUCACGGAAUCGCCCGAGUGCAUUGCAGGAAUCACGUCAAGUGGUGGUAGCGCCUUUUGUCCGCCCAUGGCAGGGAACGCGGGCACCACAGCCGGUACCGCCUACGAAGCCCGAAUGCAUGCCCCCGUCGAGGUGCUUGCACGCGAACGAGGUGCUGGGCUUGCACCACCGCCGAUCCCUAUGCCCGCAUCGUCUUUGUCCAAUGCCCGCGACACCACACCCGGCACCUCCUCCUCGCUACGUCCAGACAACUCCUGCUCGACUGCCAUAGGCAGUUAUAGUAUCCCACGACAAAAUGCCACCCUGCAGACCCCGCUACCUCCGACUCUCCGAGCACGGGCUCCACCUCUUCUAUCGGCACCGACCCAUGUCUUGGGGCAUCCUCCAGACCCCAUCACCGUGCAGUCAGAGUCGUCAAACUCGCUUAGCCCGCUCGUCAUUCGCCACGAUCCGUCGCAGCAGUUGGGAUCACAGAGGAGACGCCAAUACUGCUUCCGUAUGGGGCCUUGA
Messenger RNA from Leishmania braziliensis MHOM/BR/75/M2904, 4536 nucleotides. RefSeq lists its product as hypothetical. The transcript has a single exon. The record is from RefSeq and is a predicted model, not a curated record. NCBI's taxonomy places the organism in Eukaryota, Euglenozoa, Kinetoplastea, Trypanosomatida, Trypanosomatidae. Bases 1 to 4536 code for a protein of 1511 amino acids.